This is a messenger RNA of Limulus polyphemus (Atlantic horseshoe crab), 1841 nucleotides long. Its product is annotated as fibroin heavy chain-like. The record is from RefSeq and is a predicted model, not a curated record. The coding region runs from base 96 to 1382 and encodes 428 amino acids. NCBI's taxonomy places the organism in Eukaryota, Metazoa, Arthropoda, Merostomata, Xiphosura, Limulidae. Gene Ontology annotation, molecular function: structural constituent of chitin-based larval cuticle. The transcript is spliced from 6 exons. Gene Ontology annotation, cellular component: chitin-based extracellular matrix.
UUCGAUAAUAUAUAUAAAAGGCAUUGGAGCUCAUUUCCACACCACACACAUUGUAUCCUGUCAUUGCUAAACUGAAAGCAAGUUAAUAGACCAGAAUGCUGAAGGUUGCCGUGUUGCUCGCCGUUGUAGCCGUUGCCAGCGCUGGAUACGUCCAUGGCGUUGCCGGCGGUGUCAGUACAACUUCUCGUGCUCAAGAUGACUUUGGUAACUACAGAUUCAAUUACCGCAUUGUGGAUCCUCUUGGCGCUUCCAACUCCCGUUGGGAAGCUGGCGACGCCCACGGCAACCAGGUUGGUUCUUACACCAUCAGAGACAUCGACGGACGGGCCAGGAACGUCAAUUACGUGGCUGAUGGAGCUGGAUUCCGCGCCAAAAUCCAUACCAACGAACAGGGCACUGCCACCAGCCUUCCUGCCGCCGCUGUCGUAGCCUCUAGCCAGCCUGGAAUUCCUGCAGUUGGCCCUGCUACCGUCCGUAUAGCUCAUGCUGCCCCCGUUGCUCACGCUCCUGUCGCUGCCAUUGCCCACGCUCCUGCCAUAGCUGCUGUUGCUCACGGACCAGCUGUUGGUUUAGCUGGUGGAUUCGGUGUAGGCCUCGGCUUUGGAGGACAUGGAAUUGGUCACCUGGGAGGGCAUGGACUAGGUCACCUGGGAGGAUAUGGGCUGGGUCAUGUUGGAGCAUAUGGAGGUGGUUUCGGAGGAUUCAAAUAUAUAAAAGGUAGUGGAACUCACUUUCGCACCACACAUUGUAUCUCCUUCUCCAGUGAACUGAAACCAAGUUUCUCUUAUUCCAAAAUGCUGAAGGUUGCUGUGUUGCUUGCCGUUGUUGCUGUUGCCAGAGCUGGAUUUAACCAUGGCAUUGCCGGCGGUGUCAGUACAAGUUCUCGUGCUCAAGACGACUUUGGUAACUACAGAUUCAAUUACCGCAUUGUGGAUCCUCUUGGCGCCUCCAACUCCCGUUGGGAAGCUGGCGACGCCCACGGCAACCAAGUUGGUUCCUACACCAUCAGAGACAUCGACGGACGGGCCAGGAACGUCAAUUACGUGGCUGAUGGAGCUGGAUUCCGCGCCAAGAUCCAUACCAACGAACAGGGCACUGCCACCAGCCUUCCUGCCGCCGCUGUCGUAGCCUCUAGCCAGCCUGGAAUCCCUGCAGUUGGUCCUGCUACCGUCCGUAUAGCUCAUGCUGCCCCCGUUGCUCACGCUCCUGUCGCUGCCAUUGCCCACGCUCCUGCCGUAGCUGCUGUUGCUCACGGACCAGCUGUUGGUUUAGCUGGUGGUUUUGGUCUAGGACUCGGUUUCGGAGGACAUCUGGGAGGACAUGGACUAGGUUACCUUGGAGGAUAUGGACUAGGCCAUCUGGGAGGUCUAAUUCAUCACUGAGUUGUCAAUGAUGAAACGUGUAUUUUGUAAAUUGUAAGCAUGUUUAUAGCAUGUCACAAUACAGAAAGCUGUAACCUUAAAUAUAUACAAAAUAAUAUUAUUUGAAUGAUUUUGUCUCUUUGUGAGAAUAAUUGUGUUUGUUUAUCUACAAAUUAAAUAGGUAAUCAUCAAAAUUUUGAACAAACUUUAAAUUUUAAACUAAUUUUCUUACGCAAACAAGGUCAUUAGUUGUUCAGAAGGUAAACGUUUUCCUUUAAUUAUGCAAUUUCUAGUAACUUAAGUAUGAUGUCCACUAUAGAAAUUCCAUUCUUUAGCCUAUCUUGUGGUUUGUCUGCCCUGCAAAGUUUCAAAUGUAAAAACCUGGAAAUUCAUAUAUUCUUUUGCUUUAAAAUCCUUUGUACUGCGUCUGUAUACUUCUUUAAAUUAUCGGUAUUAAAAUAAACUAAAUAUUAGCUCAAA